Molecule: messenger RNA, 2186 nt
Organism: Monopterus albus (swamp eel)
Lineage: Eukaryota; Metazoa; Chordata; Actinopteri; Synbranchiformes; Synbranchidae
Gene: usp14
Product: ubiquitin specific peptidase 14 (tRNA-guanine transglycosylase)
Biological process (GO): regulation of proteasomal protein catabolic process; protein deubiquitination; proteasome-mediated ubiquitin-dependent protein catabolic process
Molecular function (GO): proteasome binding; protein binding; cysteine-type deubiquitinase activity
Source: RefSeq, a predicted model, not a curated record
ACUGUUUCUUAGUGCAAGUCAGCCACUGUAUUUGUUUACUUGUCAGUUUAAGGCGUUUACAUGGCCACUUAUAUGAUAGCAUGACUGCAACUAAAUCACGCCUUUUACGAGCACAGAUAGCAGAGCUAGCAAAAUCAGUAAAUGUGAAAUGGGGCAAAGAGAAAUUUGAUGCAGUAGAGCUGAACACCGAGGAACCACCCAUGGUUUUUAAGGCUCAGCUCUUUGCCCUGACAGGAGUUCAGCCUGACAGGCAGAAGGUCAUGGUGAAGGGAGGCACUCUGAAGGAUGAUGAGUGGGGAAACAUUAAAUUGAAAAAUGGAAUGACUCUGCUGAUGAUGGGCUCAGCAGAUGCCCUGCCUGAGGAGCCUGCUGUCCGUCCUAUGUUUGUAGAGGACAUGACUGAGGAGCAGCUGGCCUCAGCGAUGGAGCUGCCUUGCGGACUGACAAAUCUGGGCAACACCUGCUACAUGAAUGCCACAGUACAGUGCCUGCGUUCUGUGCCAGAGCUCAAAACUGCACUCAGAAGGUAUUCAGGUGCUCUGAGAUCUUCAGGGGAAAUAAAAGGGGCAAAUGCACCAUCACAGUACAUCACAGCAGCCCUUCGUGACUUAUAUGGGACCAUGGACAAGACUUCAUCCAGCCUCCCACCCAUCAUUUUGCUGCAGUUCCUUCACAUGGCCUUUCCACAGUUUGCUGAGAAGGGGGACCAGGGGCAGUACCUCCAGCAGGAUGCAAAUGAGUGCUGGUUACAGAUGAUGAGAGUGCUACAGCAAAAAUUGGAGCCAUUAGAACCAGAGACGCCAAUGGAGACUGAUUCUGAGAGUGGAGCUGCCUCUGCCUCUACGAAGAAGAACUUCAUUGACCAGUAUUUUGGCGUAGAAUUUGAAACUUCCAUGAAAUGCACCGAGUCUGAGGAAGAGGAGCCAAUCAAGGGCAAGGAAAACCAGCUCCAGCUCAGUUGCUUCAUCAACCAAGAAGUCAAAUACCUCGCAACAGGACUGAGGCUGAGACUGCAGGAAGAAAUUACUAAAAUGUCUCCAACAUUGGAAAGGAAUGCCCUGUAUAUAAAAUCUUCAAAACUCAGCCGUCUCCCUGCCUACUUGACUAUUCAGAUGGUCAGAUUUUUCUACAAAGAGAAGGAAUCUGUCAAUGCAAAAGUCCUUAAGGACGUCAAGUUCCCACUCAUGCUGGAUGUCUAUGAACUGUGCACCUCAGAGCUCCAGGAGAAAAUGCUGCCAGCCAGGUCAAAGUUUAAGGAGGUCGAGGAUAAGCAGCUAGAGAAACUGCAGGAAAAGAGCACUACAUUUAAGUCUCCCAGUGUCGAAGGAACUGUAACAGUUUGUUUUUCUGCAGACCUCGGUUCCAACAACAGUGGCUACUAUGACCUGCAGGCUGUGUUGACACACCAGGGCCGCUCUAGCUCAUCAGGUCACUAUGUGGGAUGGGUCAAAAGGAAGGAAGAUGAGUGGGUCAAGUUUGAUGAUGACAAGGUGAGUCUGGUGUCUCCAGAGGAUAUCCUACGACUGUCUGGGGGCGGAGACUGGCAUAUAGCAUAUGUUUUACUGUACGGCCCCCGGCGGCUGGAACUUCUUGAAGAGGAACAGUAGCUUUGGAAGAUUUCUUACAAGACAACAUCCAACACAUACAGAUUGCCAUUUCCAAGCACUGUUUGCAUAGAUGUGCAAUAAAACUGGUGUCUUUAAAGAUUUGAUUACCUUAAUUUUUUUUGUUUUGAAACCAACACAGAUGCUUGUAAAAUUCUGUCAAAUGGUGUUAAAAAUAUCUAAUCAUGGUAGGCUUUGAAAAUGGAGGCAGUCUUUGGACUGGAUCCUUGAAAGAGGUUUUUAAGUCUAGCUCUGCAGUUUCAAUGUUUUAUACACAUUGUAUAUUUUUUUAAAGCCUUUGACAAGGUGUUCAUAUCAUUAAAGCAAAAUAUUUCUCUUUAGUCAUUUAAUCAACUUGUACAAACAUGCCUAGCCAAACUGUCGUCCUGGGCGUUUUGGCUUGUCUUCUCAGUUGUAAUAUGGAGAUUUUCACUUUAACACUGUAAAGCCUUGCCCUCGUUCCCACUGUGGGAAAUGCUUGUUGUAGGAAGUGUGUGGAGAACAGGUUCAUCACAGGUUGCCCCUUGUGGUGAAUGAACUGUGUGAAGUUAAAUAAAGACUUGAUUCAACCUUGAUAGUUUA